AUGGCUUCCUUUGCGAGUUCCUUCUGGUCUCCUGACUAUGCAGCAGGUCAGGAAACAAGGCGUGAUGUCUGUAGGGAUCACCACUAAUGCCACGUAGGGUUAGGAGUACUAUUCGCGAAGCUACAGCAAGGCGUGCAGGAGAAUGAGCAGAUUCUUACGAUUGCGCGAAUGCGCGCCGAGGCGGAAGACACAUAUGGACAAAAGCUUGGAGAUAUAGAAGCUGCCACGGGCAGGAUAGACGGCGGCUUUCAGAGAGAUGACGGCGCCAGUCUGAAGAAGGUGAGGCAGUCGGACACAAAUUUGCAGAGAGGAUGCUGACCUGUGCAGGCGUACGAAGGAGUCCGCGCAGAGAUGACCGAGGCCUCGCGGAAUCAUCGCAAGAUCGCAUCCAACAUACGCGAACUCGUCGUGAAUCCGUUCAGUCGCUGGUGCGACCAACAUGCAGCACGUGUUCAGAACAGUCAGGACGAUCUACAAGGUCGGAUCAAGACCCACGACAGGCAGGCGGAAACGGUACGCCAAUAUCGUAGCGCUUAUUACAACAAGUGCCGAAGGGUGGAGGACAUGGAUGAGGAAGAGAAGCUGGCUUUCAAGGACCCCGAAUCCGCGACGACCGCAUCUCCAAAGACAGCUCCGCAGAGCGUACCCAGCAUUAAAGUCGAAGAGGAGCAGGAAGAGCCGGAACCUAUCGAGAUUGGAGAUGAGACCUACCAACCAGAGCAGGUCAAGAAGAUUCUGACACACUUGUUGAACAACAUUCGAUUAGCGGAAACAAAAGUGCCCAUCUUGGGAACUUACCAGAAUACGACCUCUGGCGCAGAGAUUGUCGAAUUUAUCCAAAAGCACAUGGGCGCUACGAAUGUCGGCUACGCUGAGCGCAUCGGACAAGAUUUGAUCACGCACGGCUUUCUGCGUCUGGUUGGUCAAGUUGGCAGCACCUUCGCGAACAGCAGCAGAUUGAACUACCAAUGGCGGCCAAAAUGCUUUCAGAUCACAGGUGUCCCAGAGAAGCGUGCUAGCCUUCUGAACCGAACAUCUACAAUCAUGUCCCAAGGAUCCGAGGGCUCCAUGCCAGGUAGUCCGGUGAUUGGAGACCGCGUGAGCGAAUACCUCGGUGGGUGGAACCCGCUCAACAAUGCACAUCCGAACGAGACACCCGCCGAAAAGUUGCGUAGAGAAGCGCGAGAUGCAGACGAGCGCUACAAAGCAGCGGUGAAGAAGCUGGAUGGCCUGAGGUGCAGUCUGGAGGAAGCAAUGAUCGAUCACAUGAAGUUCAUGGAGCGUUGCGAGCUUGACCGCCUCAAGGCCAUCAAGAGUGUUAUUCUUGAUUUCAGCGGUGCUGUUAGCAACGUCAUCCCGUCAUUGCAAUCCACCGUGGACAACAUGAUGCUUUUCCAGGAGACCGUCCAGCCCGUCGGAGACCUACGGUUCAUGCUGUCCAAUUACAGGACUGGAAGCUUUUUGCCCAAGGUGACGGUUUAUGAGAACUACUACAACAAUAAUGACGAGCAGACAUUCGGAGUUGAUAUCGAGGCUCGAGCACGAAGUGAUCGUAAGCGGGUACCUCUGAUUAUUACGACUAUUCUCACGUUCCUGGAUUCACACUACCCUGACCUAGAGGGCGACGAGGCACGCCGCAGCAUCUGGCUUGUUGAGGUUCCCCUAGCAGCCACGCACCACCUCCGCAAUCAGAUCAAUACUGGCAAACUCGUGCCGCCUCAGCUUCUGGAGAAGUACGAGGUCCCGAUAGUUGCUGCAGUGCUCAAGCUAUACCUUCUUGAGCUUCCUGACAGCCUGGUAAGCUCGCACGUGUACGAGAUCAUCAAGACCAUCUACACGUCAACGGCACAAAACGCCUCGGAAAGCGCCAGGAUACAAGUCAUUCAGUCUACACUUGGACAGCUUCGUCUUGCCAACAUUGCCACGCUUGAUGCCUUGAUCACGCACUUUACCCGACUCAUCGAGCUGACGAGUGCCGAGGACGAGUAUGUGCAGAAUCUCUCCACCGUGUUGGCGCCCUGCAUCAUGCGGCCGAAACAAGAGACCGGCCUGAGCAUGAACGAGAAGUACAACGUCCGCUUGCUACGCGAUUUGUUUGCGCACAAAGACGCCAUCUUUGGAGAGCUCAAGCGGCAGUCCAGUCUCACGCACACCAACUCUGGCUCCACACGCCAGGUCCGCGCUAUCAGCACCGACGAGUCGAGGAGGCGAGAACAUAUGGAAGAGCGGCAGCGUGCCAUUGCAGCUGCGCAACAAGCGCAGGCUGGGAGCAGCAGCAGGAGCCGGAAUCCCAGCCCCGGUGGACGUGGACCUUUGGCUGAAGGCGGCCAUCGUCGGGAUCGCAGCCGAGGGCCCGAGACACGAUUCCCAGUUAACACCACCGCCGCACAGAACGUCGCCGAGCGGAAACAUAUGUCGCCGACUACAUCGGUGUCUUCGAGCCACCGCGACAGCCUGGGCGUACCCCAGAGCCCCUCUGCCACGAGGGGCGGCCCGCCUUCACCUCCGAAGGACAGCGAGAAGCCUAACGGCACCUCCUUCCACCAGCCACCUCCACGAGAAUCUCAAGAGCAUGACAACACUCCACGAAGCUCCGUUGAAGCCGUCAAGCGCCAAUCUGGUCCAGCGGUGGCGGCUUCCAUAUCCUCGCCUUCCGACUUGAAUCAGCCAGGCCACCUCUAUAGCAGUAGUAUCGACUCUUCCACUCCUGGUGGCGCAGCUACCUCGAAUACUUCCGAUCCUAGCUCCGCGAGCAGCGUCAGUAAAGGCGAGAGCACCCCGACGAAGAAGGAUAGUCUCACUCGUCGCUCAUACCCCAGACGCGGCACGGUGACCUUGCAGAGGCAGAGUCUGGUCAGUAAAGGUGAGGGCGAAGAGACGAAGGAGGCAAAGGGAGUGCAGUUGGAGGACAAGCCGAUGGAUUUCGACUAG
Lecanosticta acicola is the source of this 2931-nucleotide messenger RNA. The record is from the annotation of a GenBank genome assembly. NCBI's taxonomy places the organism in Eukaryota, Fungi, Ascomycota, Dothideomycetes, Mycosphaerellales, Mycosphaerellaceae.